Messenger RNA from Argiope bruennichi, 4446 nucleotides. RefSeq lists its product as uncharacterized. The record is from RefSeq and is a predicted model, not a curated record. Bases 203 to 3262 code for a protein of 1019 amino acids. The transcript has 10 exons. NCBI's taxonomy places the organism in Eukaryota, Metazoa, Arthropoda, Arachnida, Araneae, Araneidae.
AUCCCUCUGGCCUGGUUGUUCCGGUAGAGAAAGUGGUUGGCUCGAAGCAUCUUUAAGAGAGAGUCUUCAUUCUCCCUCUCUUCUUUCACUUCCUGACAGCGAAAGAGAUCAUUCAGUCUCCCGAUUCGCUCUGCUUCAGGUUCAUCCGUCUCCCUGCUGCUUCUCUCGGAGACCACCUUUGCUGGGCAGUUACUUAUUUCAUAUGGCCAGAAAGAAGUUCAACAUGAUAUCGCUUCUUAUUUACAUAUCAUAUAUUACAGUGGCACUCGGUAAUGAUAUUCCCUCUGAUAAAGCAACUGAAUUCCUUGUAGAGGAUGACAGUACAACUCCACAAACAUUUAAUAGCACUGAAACAACAAUGAACAAUACCGAAACAAAAAUUAAUGAAAUGGAAUCAGAUCCUAAUAAAGGAAGAUUCGUUUCUCUUACAAAGGAUCUAAUAGUUGAAAGUACAGAAAAUUCGAAUGAGCAGACCAUCGGAGAUCUCGUUUCCAAAUCCACUGUCGAUAAUUUCCCAAUUGAAAUUACUAGUGAGUCUGAAGUGUCCGUUACAGAAGAUAUACCAUUUACACCAUUUAGUUCUAUGGGCGAUGCAGAAAACAUAACAGAAGCAUUUUCCACUGAUGGAGAAAUUUCGUCAAUUAUAAACUCAACGGACGCUUCGAAUGAUGGCUUUAGUUCAACAAUCCGAAAGAUGAAACGUGACGAAUCUGAAGAAAUUCUUACAAAAAGUAUGAUGACAACUCUAAAUCUUUCGAAUAUUAAUGAAACCCGUCUGUACACUGAUUCAGAUGCAACCGAACCGUUACCAAAUUUAAUUACUCUUCAUCAGCAAGAACAGGAGAGCAAACCAUAUUAUAUUACUACAUUGACUGAAGAUCGUGCAGAAUUUGAUGCAAAUGAAACUCUAAUAACGACACUAGAAAUGCCUGGGCAACCAGAAGACAUAAAAAUAAUUGAAGCCGAAUUGGAAGGAAGUACUGAAAACCAGUAUCAAAGAGUUUCUCCUCAGUACGAUGGAGCACCUGAUAGUUCUACUAUGGAAGAAACUAAAUUAAACUACAAUAACCCUAUUGGCACAACACUCCGAGAGCAGCGUGAUGGACGGGAUGAAGCAGAUAUCGACUCAAAAGAAACCAUUAUGAAUAAUCCUCAAUCAAAUCAUGGUGCAAGCACAAAUUUUGACCUAGAAAAAGAGAAUGUAAGCGAAAAUAAUGAAGAUUCAUCUACAGAAAUGAGAUUAACAGUUAAUUCUACACGGAUUCCCAAGAGAAUACAAAAUAGACAGGAUCGUUAUCCAGAGGGUCGAGUCAGGCCUGCUCGCCCAGACCCAGGUUAUACUCAUCGUCAAGAAACCGAUUUGGUGAGACCUUACAGACCUGAUUCACCUAUAAAUCAAUACCCAUAUUAUAGGCCUACUCCCGAUUACCGCACUCCUGUGAUACGACAAGAUACUGAUUAUACCAGACCAGCUAGACCUGAUCCUGAGAAUCAGAGGGCCUCUUUCAGACCAAAUUAUGCUUACUCAAAGACAUCGCAAGAAGAAAAAUUCUCAACUCGUCAGUCUUCUUAUGAAUCUGUUACAACUAAACCAUACAGACCAUCUUUCAAUCAUCCUUAUGUUCCACAAGGCAGUUUUGGACGACCGUAUCGACCUGAUUACCAGAGACCAUCUCCUAAACCUUCUGAAGCAAUUACAUACAAACCAAGUACUAGCGGCUCAUCUGUUCAUGAUAUAGAAUUGUUUGAACAUUCCAGAGCUGAUUAUGAAUACACAAGGCAAUCUGAAUCUGUUCCCAUUUACACAAAGAAUUCUGCUUCAGAAAGUCGUAAACCAAUAAAGUCUGAAGAAACUAGACCAUAUUCAGCUAACAGGCCUGCAUAUGAUAUUAUCACCGAAGACUCUUUACAAUUAAAUCCACUCUCUAAUGAGGCAGGUGUAAAAAUUCCAAAGCCGAGCUCAGAAACUGCAAGACCUGUUGGUUUUUAUCCAAAACCUGGAUUUGGAAGCAAUUACCUUCCUUCUGAUACUUCUGUUAAACCUUUUUCUGUUGGAACUGUUGUGUCAGCGAAGAACUUGACAAGGGUUGAAUAUAUCAAAGCUGAUUGUUUUGAUAAUUACAUGAAAGUUACUAUGCGCUUCAAUGGAACUUUUGAUGGUCUUGUAUAUAGCUCUGGUUAUACUCAAGAUACAUCGUGCAACUAUGUAAACGGAUCAGGAAGAAAUCACUAUGAGUUUUUCAUCCGUUUAAAUCGAUGUGGAACUCUGGGUCAACAAGAAGUUUCUGAGGACAAUUUAGGACCGAUAACCAGGAGGAGGCAAGAAAGAGCUCAGUAUUUAGUGAAUACUGUCACUGUUCAGUACAAUCCAGUUAUUGAAGAAGAUAUAGACGAACAUUUUCGAGUCACUUGUGAAUAUGGCUAUGAUUUUUGGAAAACAGUCACGUUCCCUGUUAUAAAUGUGGAAUCUUCUAUUGCUAGGAGCGCCUCCGUGAAACUGCGGACGGGAAGUCCUGUUGUCUUCACUCUGCCACCACCACAAUGUAAUAUGGAAGUGAGAAGAGGUUUUGGUCCCUCCGGCCUAAGAAUUUCCGGCCCUGUCAAUGUAGGAGAUCCCAUCACUUUAGUUAUUCAUAUGAAGAGCGAAUCUACCGGAUUUGAUAUUUUAAUCAGCAACUGUAUUGCCCACAAUGGGGCUCAAAAACGUCUCCAACUCAUUGACUCGCACGGAUGUGUUGCUCAAGAAAAACUGAUAAGUCCUUUCCGCGGAGUCAGUAGUCCUGAUCGAUCUCAGCAAGUCACAUUGUAUUCGUAUCUCAAAGCCUUCAGAUUCACCGGUAGCCCAGCUUUGUAUCUUGAAUGUGAUGUCCACAUGUGUCAUGGUUCCUGUCCGCCUCAAAGAUGCUACUGGCGUAAUUUGUACAAAAGAUCGGCAGAAGAAUUAACAACUAAAGCCACCACAGAAGCUGAAAAUAGUGUGGUUUCAGAAAGUGUCAGUCUGUUCCAAGCUUUAGAAGUUAGGCAUGUAGAAGUUGAUACUCCCCUGGCACUGCGAAGCUUGAAUUGGAAAAAUGAUGACGAUAUGGUUUGCUUAAGAACCGGAGGAUUCGCAGCAAUGUUUGCUUGUAUUCUACUCCUGUUGCUCCUGGCAAUUUCUGCAGCAAUUUGUAUGUGUUUACGAAUACGAAGGAUGAAAAAUUAUAUGGAAACCCCAGACACAAAACUCUUCGUAGAGUUCGAUGGACACAUACCUCUAAAAUAAUUCGAACAUGACAUGAAAAGAACUGUUUUCAGCCCGUACUUAACGCCCUGUUUAUUCACAUCAUAUCAUCAAAAAAGUUAACAAUUGGAGAAUUUUCAAAUUUUGACCCACGCAGCUGUAUGUUUCUCAUACUUACUUCGUAAUGUUCUAAUUCACUGUUAAUAUCAGCAUUCCAUUAUAUUGUCUCCUUCAGCAGCUUUCGAAGCUUGGUUGUAAGCUUCAACGCCUGGAGCGUAUUUUAGUGCUCUUCAUCAGUUGAAUCUCAUAUUCGCUGUCUAACUACGUUCAAUACGAUAAAAUUCAUCUGUUUUCUAGUCUUAGCGUAAUCAAUGCAUUCUUUAUCUUGGAUGGUGCACAAAUUGGUUUCUAUUUAGCCCUGCACAAAAACAAUUGCCCUUUUCAUGAAAACUUCGUUUGCUUUUCGGCUGAAACAAAAUUACCUUUUUCAGCUUCACGUUCACACAUUUCAUUUUAAUGGCGUAAUCUUUAUUUUCAUCUUUAAAGUAUAUCAACUUGGGUUUUUCUCUCUCUAAACAUUAUAGGGAGAAAUAAGUUAACAAUAAUGCAACAAACUUUUCAGCUGUAUAAUUUAUGAUACAUUAAAAGUAUUGCCAUCUUCAGAAUAAAUCAAAUGACUGUGCAGAAAUUUGAAUCAUGGUUCUUUCGCCAAUUAUUGAAAAACAAAAAUAACAAAUUUAAAACAUCUGUCCUGUUAACUCCAAAUAAGCUCCAUUUCAGUUUAGCAUAUCACUAACAUUUUUCUUCAACAUGCAUUGUGGCAUCAUUUAAUGUUUUAUUUAUUUUAUUUUUUUUUGUUAUUUGUUAUAAUACUGGAACAACAGUUGAAAACAGUGUUUCAGAUUGCAACGUUUUCAUUUUUCCGUAUUCGAAAAAGUGAUAAAACCAAGAUAUAGUCACUUUUUUCAGCUAAAACGGUCUCGUUAUUUAUUUUACAAUAUAUCUUGUAUUUUGUGGUUUUCACGGUUUAAGACUGGGUUUGUAUUUUACCACUUGUUAUGAAUAUUUAGUUUGUGGAGAUUAUCCUACCCGAACUUCGGGUUGUUCUGGUGCAAUUUGUGUUUAGUAUAAUUGGGUUCCUAUCACUAGUACUGGUAUUCAAAUGUGUACUUAUUUUGCAUACUUGUAAUUUUUUUUAAUGCCGUAUCAUUUACCUACGGUAUUUU